Molecule: messenger RNA, 627 nt
Organism: Suillus plorans
Lineage: Eukaryota; Fungi; Basidiomycota; Agaricomycetes; Boletales; Suillaceae
Exons: 5
Coding region: 1-627 (208 amino acids)
Source: RefSeq, a predicted model, not a curated record
AUGAGCAUGGUGAAAGUGGCACAUAUCACCUAUGGCUGUUUACAGGUUCAUUUUGGUAUCAGCGCUAAGAACACUUGGUCCGAAAUUGAUGGUGCUUUCAACUACCGGGAAUUCUACAACAACAUCAUCGAGCUUAUCGAAGAUUCACCUGAUCCGGACUGGAAAGAAGACCUCCUCAAAGCUUGGAAUGUAAAAUUAUUCAAGAACGAGGAGGGCCAUGACAACAGCAGUACUAGAGAUGAUGAUAAAAUCUCUGGCUCUUGCAAAGGCGGGGAUAAUGAUCUAGCAAGAGUCCAUGCUCAAAUGACAGCACAUCAUACAGCCAAGGCAAUCUCAACACCACCAACUCCAGCCCCACUUUGUGAGCCAACUUCACCACCACCUCGCAAGCCAGCUUCACCUCCACCUCAUGAGCCAACUCGAACUCGAACUCCACCUAAGCCAAAGCCAGCAGUGCCUGCACGUGCUGAGUUGCAUGUCCCAAGUGAUUUGACAGAAGCUGAGUCAUGCAAGGAUUUCGAACCUAUGCAGAUUGCAACCAAGCACAAGGCUAAGAAGGCUGGCGGCCAUUCAACAAAGUGCAAGUCACCCGCACAAACACCAGCACAACAAAGUUCAAGGAAGUAG